Messenger RNA from Cuscuta epithymum, 3176 nucleotides. The record is from the annotation of a GenBank genome assembly. NCBI's taxonomy places the organism in Eukaryota, Viridiplantae, Streptophyta, Magnoliopsida, Solanales, Convolvulaceae.
CUUUUUCUUAUGGACCGUACCAGCAGCCCAAAAGCUACACAAAUAAGAAAAGAAAAAGAAGCCAGGAAGUUAAGAGCAAGAAGAAUUCGGCUGGAGCAAGUGCAGAAGUUUUCAAGGUCUAAACGGCUCCACAAAUUGCGGCAAAGAGGACUCCUACUCUCAAACGGCAGCGAGAUCUCCGGAGUUUAAGUGAGUGAAACGGCUGUAAUCCUUCCCUUUAAAAACACGCAGCAACAAGGGUUUUGGGGAGGACGAUUUUUGGAGUAAAGGGCGGACAGCUAAUUGCCGAAAGAGUGGAGAAUUGGGCUUGCGUUUGGAAGAGAGGUGAUCUCCUGAUUUCAGUCUCCGCAGCGGCUUUAAGGAGGACGCAUAAUUCUCCGAACUUGUCUGUUAGAAGCAAAGGACAUCACCAGGCUUUCUUCCUUGUGAAAGUUAGCAAUUUAGUUCAGAAAACUUAUCUCUAGAAAACAACUCUGGUUUGACAAAUUCUUUCUGUUCUGGAAUUCCACUUCUUCAUUUUAUCAUAUGUGCCUUACUUUAAUAAAUUGAGUAUUCACGGUAAUCAAUUGCUGAUCAUUAAGUUGAUCAAGAUGAAUUCUUUAGUUAUUGUUGUUUCACUCUCAGCCAGUUUUAAUAUGAGUAGCUAAAUUUCUAAGUCCAGGAGUAUGAUGAAGUUGCUAUGAUUUAGUAUGAAUUGUGAUCCUAGUUAGGCCAAUUGAUUGAGUUUUAUCCAUUAUUCUUAUUCGCUUAAUUGAUUAUGUUAAUUUCUGGCCAACUUUAGUAUAAUUAAUUAAGUUGUAUGAGUGGAUUAAUAGAGUACAUGCCAUGCCUAUUAUUCCGAGCUCUUUUGGAUAAAAGAAUAGAUAACUUGACUGUCUUGUUAAGUUAUCUAUUUGGUUGUUAAAUCGGGUUUCCGUAGUUCUUUUGUGAUAAAUGGAUUUUAACUAUUGAAUUAAUUAUUUCCUGUUGAUUAAUAGUUAAAGUACGUGACUUAUUCCGGACGCCAUACGGAAUAGUCAUAUUUCUGUCUAGAACGAACCCCUCAAUUUUAAUUGACUAACUAAAUUACAAAUACUAAAAAGUAGUGACUGAUUCAUAAUCCUGGACUAUCUCUUCUCUUGCUAAAUUCUCAACCAAUUUCCGUUAGUUGUUUAAUUACUUUAUAUUCAUUCAUUUAAAUUCCUUGCAUCCAUUUUAAUUCAAGCUUUACUUUUCAGUUUCAAAUCAAACAAAUUCAAAAUUCAUUUUUUUAGUUAGAUUAAUUUCACUUUUAUUUUUAUUAAUUAAUAGUUUUCCAAUUACUUAGUUGCAUUUUCCCCGUGGAUUCGACCCUUACUUGAGCACUGUACUACCGCGACUCGUGCACUUGCGAGGACUAUUAAAUUGUCUAUCAGUUCGGUUCUUAUGUAGAAAAUCAAGAACCGUUAUGGAACCGAACCGAUACUAAAGAGUUCGGUUCAACUUUUAUCGGUUUCUCGGAUUAUUUUUUCUCACCUAAUGAAUCGGCAAAUUAGAUGCUUUCUACCACAUAAAAAUGAAAAAAAUUCAAAACGCAAGUAUUAAAAUCUCAACAUAAGUUCUAAUCACUUCAAACAUCAAAUCUUAAACUUAAUUAAUAGAGUGAACACUUGAUAGAAUACAAUGAGAUUUGAAUUUUCAUUUGAAAAGUAGAACACAAAAAUCAUGGUUAUGCGGUAACGAUGAAGGUUCAUCAUCACAUUAGCAAGAGAGGGCGUCCACUUCAAGUCUUUCAAAACUUAAAAAAUACAUUGAGUUUGUAUAUCUAAAAACCUAUUAGCAUCAAUGAGGGUUAUUGCCCUUUUGGGAAUAAAAUUUUUGUUGGUGUAACUCCUAAGCAAAAUGUAGUUGUGCAGCAUGUUUCAGCUGUUGUACUAAUUUUUAUGAUAUCCCUUCGUUGUCUAUUUCCGUUAUGAUUAAAACUUUGACGGCGUCUAUGUAGCCUGUUUAUUAUACUCCAUUAUACUCCGUAAUAAAAACAUCUGUACUCAGUAGCCCUAAUUAAGUUCUCAGCCUUCCCUUUCUUUCCCGUUAAAAGACUACGCAAGUACGCAUGACUCCGUAUUUAACUAUCGUUCUCCACAAAGGGUUUUCCAUUCAGUCUUUUUCCCGGUGUGUUCAUCCAUUCAUUUCGUAAAUCUGGUAAAUUUGACUAUUGUGGAAAUUUGAUGAUACGCUUUUAGUUUUCUGUUACCUACAGCUAUGAUAAUUUCUAAAAUUGUGCGCAUAGUUAGUGGUCUACAGAUUGAACCUAGGAGCGGCUAUGAUUGCUGGGUCCAGGGAUAUUGGAGUCAAGUGUUAUGCAUUAGACAUGUAUUUUCAAGGAUACACACACAUGGAAUGUGUCAAACGCUGCUCAACCAAAAAAGGGUCUCUGGAGCACAAGAGGAUCAUGAAUUAGAGUUGGAGGACAAUUGGGGACCCCCUGCAAGGGGUGAUUUGGGGUGCGACUUAUUUAACCUGAAGAUAGUUGAGUUGAUUGGCUUGGCAGAUGCAAAUCUUGGCGGUGAACCAUUGCUUACAUUGCCACGUGUAAUUCUUGAGAGGGCAACAACCUUAUAAAAGUUGUUAAUUCUAGUAACUACUGAAACUACAGACGAAUUUGUCAACAAUAGACCAAAAUAGACCAUAUUAGCCAAUUUGGCGGUGAACCAUUUUUGGCUCUCAACAGUGAUGAUUGCCCGCCUGUAAAUACUUGCCAACUGCUGUUGAAAGAUUUUGACUUUCUUCACACCAUUUUGUACCAAGGUCAUGUGGGAUGGUUCCCAAAAUGAUCCCAUUCAAUUUGGGAUCCAAAAUACCUACCAAUACUUCCAAAAUGAAAAGAUGGACCAUAUUGUUUUAUCUUUGUCAUGAGAUGUCUUUUUUUGUACUCACUAUAAUUUAUGUAGGUCAAGUCAACUUCAUACAUCAUAUUAUUGAUCCCCAAUAUGUGUGGGGUCAUCCCAAUAAUUUACAUGAUGAAUAUUAUAGAAGGGAAAAUCCUACUCCCAUUAUUUAGCUCAAUAAUGUCAAGGAUGGGGUCAUAGGCAUUUGUAUUCUUCUCUAACCAUCCUAUUACUUAUUUGUGACUUUUGUAUUUAUGUUCAUGGAAUACAAUCCGUGUGGGUCACCCUCGAGUGGGCCUCGGACGCCCUUCUUGAAUACUUACUAUUUUU